GGCCCUCCCCCGGCGGGCUCGGUUUCCUGCCGCCGCCGCCGCCCGGCACUCGGCGCUGGCUCCCGGGGAGCGGCCGCAGCGGAGAUGGGCCCCCGCGCCGCCCCGCUCCUGCCCCUGCUGCUGGCCCUGCUUGGCCGCCCAGACCCUGGGAGAGCCGAGGGCUGUGACCUGCAGCCGGUGACACUCGAGCCGCCCAUCACCCUCUUCUAUGCCACCAGCACGGUUCCUUGGGGCUGUGUCAGCAGCAGCUCGCUGCGUACCAGCCAAGAAGUCCAUGUCCUCAGCGCUGAGUGGUCCAAGGCCCCUGCCUUCCCGCUGAAGGUGUCUGUCAUGCCACAAGCUGGUGGCUGCAACCGGUCAGCAGUGCUCGUCCUCCUGUGCGCCCACUGCUCAGCCACUGUCACCUCCCUGUGCCCAGACCUGCGCAUCCACACUGAUGCCCACCUCAGCCCAGGGACCACCACAGCACUGGGCGCAGAGCUGCCCAUGGUCACCAGCGAGGAGCAGCUGCUGGCCUGGGCUCAGGACACCUAUGGGGGCAUCACAACUUACAGCAAGCUGCAGGACCCUCGCUGGGUCCAGCUCCGCCUGGGAGAAGAUGCCAGAAGCCCCCCACACUGCAUCCCCCAGGAGCACUUCAAUGCCAUGCUGUACCUCGAAACUGAGGUCUUCUUCCACAAGAUGAAGGGCUGCUCACGUGGGGACACCCAAAGCACCAGGGCUGCCCACAUCAUCCACCUGCUGUCGGAGUCCAGCUCCCCCAUCACUGAGGUGAACCUGACCCUGAGCUGUCCCGAGAGAGCCGUGAACAACCAGAUCCUCAUCCUGCAGAGCCGGACCAACCUCACCUGGUCACUCUCGGUCAACAACUGCUCCAUCCAGUUCAUAGUCUCUGGAAACUACAAGAUCACAUCCAUGUCCCCGAUGCUGCACCGCGGGGAGCACCUGCCCGACACGGAGCAGGGCCUUGUCACCAAAGCCUUUGAGAAGAACUACAGCGUCAUCGCCUCCUUCUCCACCAUCCCUCCCAGCACCCGCAUCAGUCUGGAGAUCCAGGAGCACGAGCCAGUCAAGAGGGUGCCCGAGACACCUGCCGCCCCGGCCCCCACUGCCUCACUGCCCUACUUGCUGCUGGUCAUGCUUCGGCCUUGGAAGUGCACAGAUGAAACCAUGGAGAUCAUCAUCGCCAGGUCCCACCUAGAGCCCAUCAAGGAUGUGGUGAACAUCACCCUGCGGGACAUCAACUGCCAGGCAGAAAAAAACGCCACUCACUUCAUGCUGAAAACCCCCCUCAGCCACUGCGGCACCCUGGUGGAGGACAGGGGCCUUGCCAACAAUGAGCUCAUCCUCAACCUGGCCAAGGGCACAGUGCUCCAGAGCGUGCGGGUGGCCUUUGAGUGCAUGAUCCCACGGGAGCUCUUCCUGCGCCUCUUCCCCACCGCCGCCUUCGAGGCACCACAGACGGAGCUGGAGGUCAACAAGGAGGUCUUCGUGCAGGCGUCCAUGCGGUGGGAGGACCACCCAGCUGACCUGCAGCUGAAGGAGUGCUGGCUGGUGGCACCAGGGCAGGAGCCGAUGCUGCUGGUGCAGAGCGGGGAGGCACGCGGCACAGGGGUGGCCUUGCUGGAGGGCCCCCCCAGCAGCCACGGAAGGAAGGUCUGGCGCUUCCGCUUUACCUACGCCGUCCCCGAGGGUGGGCGCAUCCCCUUCUCUGCCACCCUCAAGUGCAAGGCUGGCUUGCAGAACAACACCAUCUUCGAGAAGGUACUGGAGGUGACAGUGAAGGAUGGCUGGCGGCCGCCCAACAACCGUGGGCUAGGGCUGGCCACCGUCCUGGGCAUCACCUUUGGCGCCUUCCUCAUCGGGGCACUCCUCACUGCCGGGCUCUGGUACAUCUACUCCCACACCCGUCCCACCUCCAAACUGCAGCCAGUUUCCAGCACGGUGCCGGCCUCGGAGAGCAGCAGCACCAACCACAGCAUCGGCAGCACCCAGAGCACACCCUGCUCCACCAGCAGCAUGGCCUGACCCCCCCCAGCCCACCCGGUCCCCAACUGUCAGACUUGGGGACCCACCCCCAGCCCCAUUAAGCUGGUGUUUUGCCCCAAAUCUCAGGCCGAGCCCGGAGGGGGCCUCCGUUACUCAUUCAGUGAAUGCUUUGGCCCCCCAAGGGCAGCCCACGCCGGGGGAGGGGGGCACCCUGCAACCCCCCUGGGGUCCCCUGCUGCUGGGCGCACCGGGGAGGCGGAGAGAGUACCUACCCCCAAAGCCUCCCCCAGGGCUCCCCAUCAAAUGGGGGGGUGGGGGGUGGGCAAAAGUGGGUGCCCCCAGGACGAGACCCAGCACUUGGGGUGACCCCCUGCACCUCUCCUGGGUCCCCCCAAGAAGGCAGCGGGCACCACUAGGAGCAGCAAAAUGUUUAUUAAGGGGGGUGAGGCAGUGUGGGGCUGCUGGCUCCCCACGGGGUGAUGGGCAGAAACCACACACACUCCCAGCUCCCCACCCAAGUUACAAACUAUUAAUAAUAAUAAUAAUAAAAAUCUCCCCUAUGUUAAA
This is a messenger RNA of Falco peregrinus (peregrine falcon), 2556 nucleotides long. It is a transcript of the gene ENG, whose product is annotated as endoglin. Lineage: Eukaryota; Metazoa; Chordata; Aves; Falconiformes; Falconidae. The coding region runs from base 85 to 2028 and encodes 647 amino acids. The transcript is spliced from 15 exons. The record is from RefSeq and is a predicted model, not a curated record. Gene Ontology annotation, biological process: vasculogenesis.